CUGUUUCUCUUCCCCAAUCCCAGACCGCAGUGAUGUGGGCGCGGAGCUCGGCCGCCCCGCCUCGCUCUCCGCCAUGAAUGGGUCCACCGUGCAGCCCUCCCGCACGUCCUCGGCAAAACUGCGCUGCGCUAUAGCCUGGCGGACGAGGCAGCCAUGGACAGCGGCGCACGCUGGCAGCGGGGUCGCCUGGUGCUGCGGGCCCCGGGCCCAGGCCAUGGCCGCCUACUGCAGCUCUUUGACCCGCCCAAGAGCUCAAAGCCCAAGCUCCAAGAGGCAUGUUCCAGCAUCCGGGAGGUCCGGCCAUGCACACGCCUGGAGAUGCCUGACAACCUCUAUACCUUUGUGCUGAAAGUGCAGGACCAGACAGACAUCAUCUUUGAGGUGGGAGACGAACAGCAGCUGAACUCAUGGCUGGAGGAGCUCAGAACAAGCACAGGCCAAGGGCUGGAGCGCAUGGACACAGAGUUACCCCUUUCUUUCAUGUCAGAGCCUGGCCCAGCCAGCUCUCCAAGGGGAAGCACAGACUCCCUGGACCAAGGUGCUUCACCCGGGACAGUGUUGGACCCAGCCUGCCAGAAAACAGAUCACUUCCUGUCCUGCUACCCCUGGUUCCAUGGCCCUAUUUCCAGGGUAAAAGCUGCACAGUUGGUUCAGCUGCAGGGCCCUGAUGCCCACGGUGUGUUCCUGGUGCGGCAGAGUGAGUCCAGGAGAGGGGAGUAUGUGCUCACAUUCAACUUACAGGGCAGAGCCAAGCACCUCCGCCUGGUGCUCACAGAGCGUGGACAGUGCCGUGUACAGCACCUGCACUUUCCCUCGGUGGUGGACAUGCUCCACCACUUCCAGCGCUCCCCCAUCCCACUUGAGUGUGGAGCAGCCUGUGAUGUCCGGCUCUCUGGCUAUGUGGUAGUUGUCUCCCAAGCACCAGGUUCCUCCAACACGGUCCUCUUCCCCUUCUCCCUUCCUCCCUGGGACUCGGAGCUGGGUCUUUCCCACCUCAACUCUGCUGGCUGUCCCCCCAGUCUGGGCGCAGAGGCUCUCCCUGGCCGAGUGACACCCCCAGAGCAAAUCUUCCACUUGGUGCCUUCUCCUGAGGAACUGGCCAACAGUCUGCGGCACCUGGAACUGGAGCCUGUGAGCAAUGCCCGGGACUCAGACUAUGGGAUGGACUCCUCUUCACGGAGCCACCUUCGUGCCAUCGACAACCAGUACACCCCUCUCUCACAGCUGUGCAGGGAUGCAAACUUGUGAAUGUAAUCAUCGUCUUUCCCUCCAGAGAGCUACUGGCUGCAGUGUAAGCCUUCCCCAGCUCAGAUGUGUCCUCCACCAGGCUGCCACAGCUAGCCCCUGGCUUUCUCCCACUGUUUACAGAUGUAGUUCUUGUGCACAGGUGCCACUAGCUGGUACCCUAGGCCCCAUCCCCAACCCAGAGGAGUGGGGCUACAGGCCCAGAGCUGGCAGCGGAAACUGACAGUCAGAGCUGAUGACAGACUCCCUACCAGGUAGGGUCAUUGGGAAGCACAAAACACUAACAAGUCCCCGUUUCCUCCCUGUAGCUUCAGUUCCACAGGUAGAUGCUUCUUAAUCCUGCUUCUUCUGCUCCCAGCUUUAGACAGAAGCUCUGCCAGAGGGACAGGCUGAAAAGUCAAAAAUUCUAAACAUUUUACCUCAGAUUGAUUGAUUUUUUUUUUUUUUUUUAAGGAUUCAGGUUUCUGUAUGAGAUCACAGCUUAUUUCCCUGUACUGCCCUACCAGGACCGGUGCCACUCCAGUCAGGGCAGCACACCUGUUUCCCUCACCCGAGCUAAGCCAGCACGCUAGUGUCCUUGUCUGCCCCUCCUCAGGACGGUUGCCUGCUAUAUGGGGUAGCCACUGUCCUCCCUAAUGUAGAGAAUGAAGUGUGUCACCCUUUCAGGGAAAUCCAGGCAGCUUGCAGAGAGAGGAGGGUGGCAAGGGGCAUUCUAUCCCCAGUGCCUUAUGCAUAAAAAAACAGGACUCUGGUUUACAGCAGCUUUAUAUAGAGGAUGUGAUAGACAGGUCGGGGAAAGACAAGCACAAAUGCAAAGGUGCCUGGGCCUGUGUAGUGAACCCAAAUUUAUAGCUUGCCCCCCACCAAGAAUUAAUGACUUAUUGAGUAUGGCUCCGUUUUGAUCCAAAAGGAAGUUGGCACCAUGAAAUUCCUGCAACAGCUCAAAGUAAGUGUUCUGUCCAAGGUGGCAGCAGGGUGGAAGGGUAUGUUCCUGUACAUACAACUAAUAGGGUCUAUACUGGUCUGGCCUUUUCCAGGUGACACAGCUCACAGGGGCUAGAAAGUGGCUGCUCCUGAGCUCAAAGGUGCGGGUCAUACAGACUUUGGGUUCACAGCUGUGGCAGUAGGAAGUCACAAUUUAAUUCAGAGGCAGAUAUGCUGAUACCCUUCUCACCUGGUUACCCUCUACUGUGCAAGCUUGUGUGGCCCUUAGUGGAUGGGGGUGGGAAGAGCAGCCAACUGUGCUUAAUCUUGCAACACACCAUUGUGUUCACAGAGCAAGGCACAUCCCACAUAGGUGCAGAUUUGUGUUCCAUCUUUAAGAGAACUAGCUUUCCUUCAUUUUCCAUAAAAAGUAUGAGCCAAAGAUAAAAGCAAUAUUCAGCCACUGGUCCAGACUCCUCUAAGCUAUGUAGUCCUGGAAAGGGGCUGAUUGGACGAUUGUAUCUCUGUCUAUACAAACUAGGGGCAUUCAUUUCUCCUGGGUUCAUCAGACAAACAUCUCUCAGUAGAGGGGAGACUGGCCACACACUGUAAACCAGCACCUCUGCCGCACCAUGGUUGGAGAAGCUUCCUUUCAAAAGGUGUAUUUUAUGACAGUCUUCUCAUGGCUCUGGAAUAGAGUGGCACUAAGCUAUCACCUUUUCUUUCUGCUACAGUAGGUCCAAUUGGCUGAAGGGGAAUAGGUGGCUUAAUGAGGUCCAGGCAAGAUGCCUUCACCAGUGUCAUUACCAGGCAGGCACCAUUCCCACCCCCAGUAUUCCUGACAGACCACCACUGGCAGGUGAGGCCACACUAGGCACAGUGUGAGUUGGCCCUAUAGAGACUCCCUGCACCAUUGCUUCCUUCUGACUACAACUAUACACUAACAGCCACCAGCACCAAAGAAUCGAGUCAGCUAACCUGCCUUGACUUUAGACCAGCAGUCCAUAUGGCUUUAUCUGAUAGAACUCUUCCUUCUGCCUUUGAUCAUUUCUGAACCCUAGGAAAAAGGAAUAGUGACCAUUAACAAUUUUGGGCCAGAUAACACUAUUUUUCAGAAGUUUCUUAACCUAAAAGGAGGCUCAUCUCUUCCCUGAGGGCUCUUGUUCAAAUGUUACCUUAGUGCAAACAUCAAGUCACUUGUCAUCUACUGCCUCCUAAUGGAGAUGCAUCUAACAGCCAGUGUGUAAGGCUGGAAUAAGCAUUGUGACAACAGGAAGAAGGGAUUUCAUCUUCUAUCAUUACAGGCAGAAGGUAUUUGGCAAAUCUUUGUUUUAUGUACUGUAUGAGUAACUUAUUCUUGAAUAAUGCAGAUUUUGCUACAGUGUACAAAUUGCUAUAUGUGAAUUAAAAAGGUUUUCAGAAUUAA
Molecule: messenger RNA, 3595 nt
Organism: Cricetulus griseus (Chinese hamster)
Lineage: Eukaryota; Metazoa; Chordata; Mammalia; Rodentia; Cricetidae
Source: RefSeq, a predicted model, not a curated record